UGAACCGAUCUGUUCAAACAUAAUCGAUACAACAAACAAACAUUCAAUGGAUAGAUUGGAAAUCAAACGUGAUUAUACUUGGGUUUCUGUUAUUAACGAGGCCACAAAAUAUAUUGAUGAAUUAAUCAAUAAUUCUGAUACACGCGAUAAAUUCCGUAGAAAACUUCAACUUCCGUUUGUUCCACCGGAUGAAACUUAUUCAUUUAAUAAACAUUAUGAGAUGAACUGGGUCCACAGUUUCGCCAAUAAAUUGUUAUCUUUUUUUGAGGCCCCACGAAAUCCACUCCUAGAUAAACAUUCCGAAGUUUGGUUGAAUUGCCAUAUCUUGACUUUGUUAAUUGAUGAUUGCUUUUUAACAUGCGAAGAAAUUCAAAUUCAUCGGGGUGAAGAAAUGUCAUUGGCAUCUAUUGAGCGUAAAAAUUUAUCAAGGGAAGAAUCGGAAAAAAAACGACCUGGGCACAAAAUUGAUAUUCUCUUUCGUAUCGAUGACAUGGAAUAUUUUGGUUCAGAAAC
This is a messenger RNA of Funneliformis mosseae, 513 nucleotides long. Lineage: Eukaryota; Fungi; Glomeromycota; Glomeromycetes; Glomerales; Glomeraceae. The record is from the annotation of a GenBank genome assembly.